UAUUUCCUUGUGCAAAAAUUCAACUGGGCGAAGGAAAAGAAGAUUCCAGACUUUAGUUCGUUGGUUGAGUUUGCCUCAAACACCAACCUUAAAAUGAUGAAGUCGUUACUUGUUGCUUUUCUCUUGUUCUUGUCACCAUCACCUAGCGCACAAUCAGCAAUUCCGAACGCAGAAAUGAGCAUCACGAAGGAAGAUGGCAGCAGCGUUGGACCAAACAUAGAAAUGCAGCCGGGACAAGGCAUGAACCUCACCUGCACGAUACAAGGUUAUGGACUCUCGCUUGACUUACUUUGGUAUGAAGAAGGGCAAGAGCUGAGCCAUCAGACUAGCAUCAAACGAAGCGACUUCGCUCAGCAGCAACAACUGGAACUGACCUACAGCGAUGACUGCAACCGCAAAUUAACAUGCAUUUAUGGCGAUGAAGAUGAAGUUCAGUAUUCCAAGAGCACCACUAUAAAGUGUCCAGGUAAAGGAAUAAGCGUCACGUUGGCGGAUGAAACGACCGUGAGCUCCAACGUUGAAGGUAAACUCGGACAGAGCCUGAGCCUCGACUGCAACAUGCCUGAUCAUCAUGACCUCAAGCAAUUGAGCGAAGAAGACUUCGGCCGCGGAUUAAUGUGCAGAUAUGGCGACCAUGAGCAAUGGAGUAUCACCCUUAAUUGUCAAAACUCGCCGGGCGGACCAGCAUCUGCUACCCAGUCACCUCGAGAAGCAGUCGACCGCUGCCAUGAUACCCUGGAGUUUUUUAAAUCAUUUAACGUCUUUCUUAUAUCGAUUAUUCUCAUCGCGAUCAUAGUCUACUGUGCACGCAAAAUAUACAAAUACAAAGAAAAUAGAGAAGACAAGAGUCACAGUGAAAAGGAUGAAAAAGAGCAAGGCAGUGCCACGAAUCUGUUACAAGGAACUAGCAAGUCAAUUAAAAAAUGGGAAUUUUGUGAAUAUUUCCCGUUCACCGGAGUUAUUCACCAACUGCGCAAAUGCAGUUGGCCAAUAAAAGGUACACACGGCCAAAAGUACACAAAACCUUGAACUGCUGCAUUGCAACACUUUUGGUGCGCCGCAAACUGUUGAUUUUCAAUCAUCUUAUUUA
Molecule: messenger RNA, 1090 nt
Organism: Hyalella azteca
Lineage: Eukaryota; Metazoa; Arthropoda; Malacostraca; Amphipoda; Hyalellidae
Exons: 7
Coding region: 94-1029 (311 amino acids)
Source: RefSeq, a predicted model, not a curated record